GGUCUAGUUUAUUUAAAAAUUAAAAGAGAAAAACAAGAGAGGCCCCCUCUGUGAUUCUCUGCAAAGCUGCUCUCUGAAAAAAACAACUUGAGGGGGGAAAACCUCCAGAUCAGCUGUGAUGCAGUUCUAGACCCGCCCCUCUUCUUACAGGCAAAACGGAAACUGGCGACUCAUCGGCCGCCAUCUUGGCUCUGCACCAGCCUUGCUUUGGUUAGAAACAGCUGUGUCCGGAGCCACGGAACGGAGCCAGUUUCCUACACUGGACCUGGCGGAGCGAACGAAAACAACAGCUCAUUGGCUAGCCGCGUCACCCAACCUCCACGGUCCUCUCACGCCAUUGGCUGAUGAUGAUGUCAGCUGAAAAUGGGCCCGCCUCCGGCCUUUCGUGAUUGGUGGUUGGUUCAAAGCAAAGCGAGUUCCUCACACGAUUGGUUAAUGUAAACACGUGGGCGUCGCUAGCUUCACAGUGUUCAGCAGACAUGGAGCGUCAGUCACUAGAGUCAGAAUUUACGGUUUUAUGGGAAAGUAUAACCUCUGAAACUCGAAUCGUUUGCGGCCACAUGUCAUCCGGACAGAACGUGGCACGCAGUUUGCGGUCGCUGUGUUAGCGCGGGCUGUUUGAGGAUGUAAACAAACAGGCUAAUUAGCUAGCAUCGUCCUGAAUGGGGCAGAUGUUUUACAGAUGUUUCACCUGUCUUUUUAUUUCACUCAGGGUUUUUUGGUGUGUGUGUGUGUGUGUGUGUGUGUGAUCUCAUUGUAAGAGAAACAUGAAGAUCUGAACUCACCGUCCCAGGCAGCUGAACAUGGUGUCCACCAUGUGGACCUGUGCUGCUGUCUCCAUGCUCUGGAUGGCUUUGGCAGGAUGUGCAGACAGGGCCAGUUCGUCUGAUCUGAUCGAAUACUCGGCCGCAGACUUCUAUGAGAAGUUACACUCGGGGAGGAUGAUGUUUUUCUAUUUCGAGCAUCACGUCUCUCCUCCCAUCGCCCUGUUUCUGGUGGAGCUGGCCAAGUCCGGCGAGGCUCUGCAGGACUACGGCGUGCUGGUGGGAAAGGUGAACUGUGACAGAGAGGAAGUGCAGACGUACUGCGGCGAUCAGAGACUGAUGCGCACGGCGUUCCUCUUCAGAGGCGGGAAAGAGUUCCUGAGUUUUGAUUUGGACACCGUGUUCGACGUCAACUCCAUCGUCUCUGAAGUCCUGUUUGCCAUUCUGCGUGAAGAGGUGAAGUACGUGCACACCGACGCCGACCUCCUGGCCAUGGAGAAGGCCGCCCGAGGGAAGAAGGACCUGGUGCUGGGCUACGUCCGCAGUCUGGGCACUGCAGAGCACCGGUCCGUGAUGGAGACGGCGUACGUGCACGGAUCCAGAUACCAGUUCAUCCUCAUCACUGGAGGCCCGGUGUUGAAGCAUUUCCAGGUCAGCGAGUCGGCGCUCGCGUCCCGGGCGUGGUUCCUCCACUGCAGAGGCCCCGGCGGCCCGGCGACGAAGGACCGCUGCCCCGUGACCCCGAUGAGGAAGCCUCUGUCCACCCUGAGCCUGCACUCCUUCCUGCGCCUCAUGGAGGCGCCGCUGCUGUCCGAGGUGCACGACGACCCGUCCUCGGUCCCGCCCCCUCCGUUCCCCUGCCAGCUGACCCCGCAGGUCUUCCUCUUCUCCCGGCCCGAGACGGAGCACCUGGACCGGGACGCCGCCGCCGCUGUGGCCUGGAGGCUGCGCGGCCUCGCCCUGCUGCUGCUGGUGCACAGGCAGAGUCGCGUGGUGAAAACGCCGGAGGAGUUUAACGCUGCUUACAGGCUGCCGGAAAAGAGCUCGGAGGUGAAAUAUCUGACGCUGCACGGCCCGGACGAGCUGCUGGAGCUCUUCACACGUCAGGAGGAGGAGGAGGAGGAGCAGGAGGAGGAGGAGGAUGAAGAGGAGGAGGACUUUGGGAAGCUGGACGAUGAAAUCGCAGCGUCGGUGUUCGAACGCGGAGGCGAGACGCCGGACUCGGAUUCAGUCACUCACCUCACCUCGCACAGCUUCCACGCCGCAGUGGCGCGCAGCGGCCUCACAGUGGCGCUCUUCUACCUCCGAUGGGACGCCGUCUCGCUGGCCUUCCUCGGCUCUUUCGUUGAAGUGGCAGACAGACUCGCAGCCCUGGAGGUGGACGGCGUCCAGAUGAGCCUCAUCGACUGCGGCGAGUGGACCGACCUGUGCGCCGCCCAGCCCGGCGCCGCCGUGCCCUUCCAGCCCGUCACCGCCUUCCCCACCGUGCUGCUGCUGCGCCCCCGGCAGGCGGCGCGGCGCUACGGAGGCAUGCUGGGUAGCGAGGCGCUGCAGCGCUUCGUCCUGAUGAGCCGGGAAGCUUCCCCCUCGCUGUUUUCCUCGGCGGACGAGCUGACGCUGUUCCUCCAGUCGGCGCCGCAUCCCGGGGUCAGAGGUCACGGCGUGGAUCGGGUGGUCGGGCUGUUUCCCGCUGACUCGCUGACAGGUGUGUCCGUCUUCACCGACGCCGCGGAGUCGCUGAGAGGAGCGGUGCUGAGCGGACUGCUGACCGGCGCCGCGGCGGAGACAUGGGCCGCCGAGCGCCGCCUGCAGCUUCCCGCCGUCCUGGUGUUUCCGUCGUGGAGGACGCUGGCUCCGCCCCUCAGGCUGACUCCUCCCUCUUCUGCUGAAGAGCUGCUGACACUCAUCCGCUCCGCCCUGCUCCACCCGCUGCCGGAGCUGACGGUGGAGAACCUGCCGGCCUUCCUGGCGCUGGGGAAAGCCCUGCUGCUCCUCUUCGUGGGGGAGGAGGAGGACGAGGCCGGGCUGCGGCAGACCCGGGCGCUGCUGGAGGAGAUGAGAGGGGCGUCGGAGCUGGGAGGCGGGAGGAUGGAGGCGUACCUGCCCUGCUGGAUCCACCUCGGGCGCACUCCGGCCGGCAUGGCGGUGCUGGGGUCCUACCUGGGCUACAUGCCCCCCCUCCCCGCGCUGGUCCUCACACACCUGUCCUCUGGGGACGAGGUCUAUCGGUACCCACCCGAGGACCUGAUAGAGGCCCCCUCCAUCCUGCUCUGGGUGCAGCGGAUCGAGGAAGGGGCGGAGCCUCCUGCAGGGAUGCUGGGGGACGAUCGCUGGCCGCCCACCGCUCCCUUCUACGACUUCCUCCAAGUCAUGGACGCAGAACAAGCCGACUCCAGUCAGGAGGGAACUUCUGACGAGGAGGAGGAAGAGGAGGAGGAAGAGGAGGAGGAAGAGGUCGAUGUGGAAGAACAUCUGACUGCAGAGGAGAUGACAAAUUACAAACCAAAGAAAAACCUUGAGCCUCAUUCAGAACUGUAGCAUAUUUGAGCUGAACAAAGAUAAAUGUGUGUGUGUGUGUGUGUUUUUUUAAUUCAUUCAAAGCACGGUCACAUUUUAUGAAGCUGUUUAGUGAUAUAAAGAAAUAUAUUGUC
Molecule: messenger RNA, 3415 nt
Organism: Salarias fasciatus (jewelled blenny)
Lineage: Eukaryota; Metazoa; Chordata; Actinopteri; Blenniiformes; Blenniidae
Gene: txndc16
Product: thioredoxin domain containing 16
Source: RefSeq, a predicted model, not a curated record